AUGUCAACAAUUUUCGCUCUGUCCUCUGGCACUUUGCCAAGCGCCAUCGCCGUUUUUCGUGUUUCCGGGCCUCAAAGUCUUCCGAUUCUUCGUCAACUGAGUCGCCGAAAAGUUUGGACGCCAAAAAUGAUGGAAUUCACAAAAUUGUACGAUUCGCAGCGAAGAAUUAUCGACGAAUCGAUGGCUGUUUAUUUUCCAGGUCCCAAAACGUUUACCGGCGAGGACACUGCCGAAUUUUUCCUGCAUGGAAGUCAGGCGGUGGCCCAGAAGUUUGCCACGUGUCUUUCAGAAAUCGAGAAUGUUCGAGAAGCGAAACGAGGGGAGUUUACAAGACGCGCAUUUCACAACGGAAAAAUGAGUAUUUCGGAGGUUCGCGGCUUGGACCGCCUGAUUAGGUCUCGAACGGAAAAAGAGAGACGGGCGGCGUUCGGACAAAUGCGUGGCGGUACACGGGCGGUUGAAAUACGGUGGCUCGAAAAUUUUGAAAAUUUCAGCAAAAAACUGGUCGAAAUUCUGUCGAAACUUUUCGUAAUCAUUGAUUUCGGUGAGCACGUCGCGCUGGAACUAUCAGCUGCUCAGAAGGAUGUCGCUGAAAUUUUGGCUGAAAUUAAUCGAUUAAUCUUGGCAUGGGAGGGGGCGGAGCGUGCGCAACGUGGAUUGGAAAUUGUGUUAUAUGGGCGGCCGAAUUCCGGAAAAUCCAGUAUUCUGAACCAGUUGGCACAUGAUGACGUGGCAAUUGUUAGCGAGAUUCCCGGAACGACGAGGGAUAGUUUAGUGACCACAAUCCAAAUCAACGGAAUCCGUUGCCGGCUAACCGACACCGCCGGCAUCCGUCCUCACACCAAUGACGUCAUCGAAGCAGAAGGAAUUCGAAGAGCUCAACGACGUCUAGAAUCUGCCGACGUCAUCUGCUUCGUCGUGGAUCCAGAAUCCAGAAGUGAUGACGUGGCAAAUAUCCUGGAGGAUGUGAAGAAGUUGAAAAAUCCAGAAUCCAAAGUGUUAAUUGUGAAGAACAAGGCGGAUUUGAAGCUACCGUAUCCCGAGGUGUCUUCUUCAGGAAUCCACGUGGUUUCUUCGCAUGCCACGUCAUCAGAAGGAUGUCAGAAGUUGAGAGAGACGUUGGGAAGCCUGGUAGAUCAAUUGUGUCCUGAGACUAAUUUUUUAUUGGAUGCCGAAUUGUUAAGAAAAUGCUCCGAUGAGUUGACAUGCUCAAUGUUGUGUCAAGACGCCGCCAUCAUGUGCCAACACAUUGAAAAAGGACUCGAGCACAUUGCAGAGCUCACCCAAGGAACCGUUACUGAAUCCGUUCUAGACGGCAUUUUUAGCCAAUUUUGUAUUGGAAAAUAA
Caenorhabditis briggsae is the source of this 1347-nucleotide messenger RNA. Gene Ontology annotation, molecular function: GTPase activity; protein binding; GTP binding. The coding region runs from base 1 to 1347 and encodes 448 amino acids. NCBI's taxonomy places the organism in Eukaryota, Metazoa, Nematoda, Chromadorea, Rhabditida, Rhabditidae. Gene Ontology annotation, cellular component: cytoplasm; mitochondrion. Gene Ontology annotation, biological process: tRNA methylation; tRNA wobble uridine modification. The record is from RefSeq and is a predicted model, not a curated record. The transcript has 7 exons.